Messenger RNA from Meyerozyma guilliermondii ATCC 6260, 1605 nucleotides. RefSeq names its product RNA-dependent ATPase (gene DBP3). The transcript has a single exon. Gene Ontology annotation, cellular component: nucleolus. Gene Ontology annotation, molecular function: RNA helicase activity; RNA binding; ATP binding. Bases 1 to 1605 code for a protein of 534 amino acids. NCBI's taxonomy places the organism in Eukaryota, Fungi, Ascomycota, Pichiomycetes, Serinales, Debaryomycetaceae. The record is from RefSeq and is a predicted model, not a curated record. Gene Ontology annotation, biological process: rRNA processing.
AUGGGUUCCAAAAGAAAGCACGAAUCUGGCGAUGUGGAGGUGAAGAAGCCCAAGCACGACAAUGAGGUGAAGGGAAAGGAGAAGAAGGAAAAGAAGGAGAAGAAAGAAAAGAAAGAAAAGAAAGAAAAGAAAGAAAAGAAAGAAAAGAAAGAAAAGAAAGAAAAGAAGGAGAAGAACGAGAAGAAGGAGAAGAAGGAGAAGAAGGCGAAGAAGGAAAAGACUGAAGAGACUGAAGAGACUGACUCUACCGUUUCUACCGUGUCGUCCUCUUCUUCAGGAUAUACCCAGGCCGCGGAAUUGACUGCGCUUCCUCAGAGCGAAAUCGAUGAGUUUCUCCAGACCAACGAGGUUACCGUUGAAGAUCCUCACAAACUUGGGUUUAGACCAAUUCUUUCGUUCGACCAUGUCCAGCUCCAGCUGAAGAUAGCACCUAUAGUGACGAAGUUUCCCAAACCAACUCCUAUUCAAUCUGCUUCUUGGCCGUAUCUUCUCAAUGGUGAUGAUGUAGUCGGAGUUGCCGAGACCGGGUCGGGAAAAACCUUUGCAUUUGGAGUGCCUGCCAUCAACAACAUCAUCACCGACAACAAGAAGGGCCUUCGGGUUUUAUGUAUCUCUCCUACCCGUGAACUUGCGCUUCAAAUUUACGACAACUUGACCAUGCUCACCAAGAACUGUGGACUCACUUGUGUGGCUAUCUAUGGAGGAGUGCCCAAAGACCAGCAGAUCAAGGCGGUGAAGACUGCCAGUGUUGUAGUUGCAACACCCGGAAGAUUGGUGGAUCUUCUCAACGACGGGGCGGUGGAUUUGAGCACAAUUGACUAUCUUGUACUUGAUGAAGCCGACAGAAUGUUGGAAAAGGGUUUUGAAGAAGAUAUCAAAAACAUCAUUGGAUGCACCAACAAGCAAAGACAGACACUCAUGUUCACAGCCACCUGGCCCAAAGAAGUUCGUGAGCUCGCGGCAACAUUCAUGAACAAAGCCGUCAAGGUGUCGAUUGGAAACCGGGACGAAUUGGCUGCAAAUAAGCGGAUUACCCAGACAGUGGAGGUGAUGGAUCCUCGUGAUAAAGAGCGCCGAUUGCUCCAGUUGUUGAGGCAAUAUGGCUCGGACCAAAAAAUCUUGGUUUUUGCCUUGUACAAAAAAGAAGCCACCAGAGUGGAAGCCAUGUUGCGUCGUUCCGGGUUCAAUGUUGCAGCCAUCCACGGCGACUUGCUGCAGCAGCAAAGAACUUCUGCACUUGAUUCGUUCAAGCGUGGCGACUCGAAUCUUCUCUUGGCCACCGACGUUGCUGCCAGAGGCUUGGAUAUUCCCAAUGUCAAAGUGGUGAUAAAUUUGACUUUCCCACUUACCGUGGAGGACUAUGUGCAUCGUAUCGGCCGUACUGGGCGCGCGGGCCAGACAGGUAUUGCACACACCCUUUUCACCGAGCACGAAAAACACUUGAGUGGAGCAUUGAUGAAUGUUUUGCGAGGAGCAGGUCAGCCAGUGCCCGAUGAGUUGCUCAAGUUUGGCGGUCACACCAAGAAAAAAAGCCAUCUGGCUUACGGUGCAUUCUUCAAAGACGUCGACAUGACCAAGACGGCGAAGAAGAUCAAGUUUGAGUAG